AGCUUGGCUCCGCCGGCGACGGCCGGGCUUGGCGCCGGUGCGUGCGCGCUGCGGGAGGCCGGCCGGGAGCCGGAGCCCAACUGGAGCGGCGGCCCCUCCGCGGAGCCGGGUCUCAGCCCUUGCGGUGGGCGUCAUGGCCGUGGAUGUGGCAGAAUACCACCUGAGCGUCAUCAAGAGCCCCCCUGACUGGGAAGUGGGUGUCUAUGCUGCCGGGGCCCUGGCACUGCUGGGAAUUGCAGCUGUGAGUCUGUGGAAGCUCUGGACGUCGGGGAGCUUCCCCAGCCCCUCCCCGUUCCCGAACUACGACUACAGGUACCUUCAGCAGAAGUAUGGUGAGAACUACGCAGAGGCCCGGCAGAAGAGAGUGCCUGCCUGGAAUGCCCAGCGGGCCAGCACUAGGGGGUCACCCAGUCGCAAAGGCAGCCUCAGCAUUGAGGACACCUUUGAGAGCAUCAGCGAGCUGGGACCCCUGGAGCUGAUGGGCCGUGAGCUGGACCUGGCUCCCUACGGGGCCCUCCGAAAAUCCCAGUCGGCCGACUCCCUGAACUCCAUCUCCUCCGUGAGCAACACCUUCGGGCAGGACUUCACGCUGGGUCAGGUGGAGGUGAGCAUGGACUACGAUGCCGCCUCCCACACCCUCCACGUGGCUGUACUGCAGGGCAAGGACCUCCUGGAGCGGGAGGAAGCCAGCUUCGAGUCCUGCUUCAUGCGCGUCAGCCUGCUGCCGGACGAGCAGAUCGUGGGCAUUUCCCGGAUCCAGAGGAACGCCUACUCCAUCUUCUUCGACGAGAAGUUCUCCAUCGCCCUGGACCCCGCAGCCCUGGAGGAGAAAAGCCUGCGGUUUUCCGCGCUUGGCGUCGAUGGAGAUGAGCGGAAUGUGAGCACAGGGGUGGUGGAGCUGAAGCUUUCUGUGCUUGACCUCCCGCUGCAGCCCUUCGGUGGCUGGCUCUACCUACAGGACCAGAACAAGGCCGCCGACGCUGUGGGCGAGAUCCUGCUGUCCCUCAGCUACCUCCCAACGGCCGAGCGUCUUACAGUGGUCGUGGUGAAAGCCAAGAAUCUCAUCUGGACCAACGACAAGACCACAGCGGACCCCUUCGUCAAGGUGUACCUGCUGCAGGAUGGGAGGAAGAUGAGCAAAAAGAAGACGGCUGUGAAGAGGGACGACCCUAACCCGGUGUUCAAUGAAGCCAUGAUCUUCUCAGUGCCCGCCAUUGUGCUCCAGGACCUGUCUCUCCGUGUGACGGUAGCUGAGAGCAGCAGUGAUGGCCGUGGGGACAACGUGGGCCAUGUCAUCAUUGGGCCGUCGGCCAGUGCCAUGGGCACCACGCACUGGAACCAGAUGCUGGCCACGCUGCGCAGACCCGUGUCCAUGUGGCACCCUGUCCGGCGAAACUAGCAGCCAGGGCAGGGCCCGGGUGGGCACCGGAGCCCGGCGUGAACUCAGCUCCAACACCCUUCUCUGUAGUCUGGCUGGAACCAUGAACGCUGGGGUUCCCCGGUGGAGUCCCCAAGAGCCAUCUUGGUCCCUCCAUCCAGGCUGCGGUGGAGGAACAGGCCUGGCUGGAUGUCUGGGGACCCAGGGUUGUCUCCCACUGAGGACCAGCCGUGGCUGGGCCAGGGCCCGGGGA
Messenger RNA from Lipotes vexillifer (Yangtze River dolphin), 1631 nucleotides. RefSeq names its product synaptotagmin 12 (gene SYT12). Gene Ontology annotation, cellular component: plasma membrane; exocytic vesicle. Gene Ontology annotation, molecular function: phosphatidylserine binding; calcium ion binding; clathrin binding. The transcript has 9 exons. The record is from RefSeq and is a predicted model, not a curated record. Lineage: Eukaryota; Metazoa; Chordata; Mammalia; Artiodactyla; Lipotidae. Bases 134 to 1399 code for a protein of 421 amino acids. Gene Ontology annotation, biological process: calcium ion-regulated exocytosis of neurotransmitter; synaptic vesicle endocytosis.